Acyrthosiphon pisum (pea aphid) is the source of this 940-nucleotide messenger RNA. Its product is annotated as gustatory receptor for sugar taste 64f-like. The transcript has 4 exons. NCBI's taxonomy places the organism in Eukaryota, Metazoa, Arthropoda, Insecta, Hemiptera, Aphididae. Gene Ontology annotation, cellular component: membrane. Gene Ontology annotation, biological process: detection of chemical stimulus involved in sensory perception of taste; sensory perception of chemical stimulus. Gene Ontology annotation, molecular function: taste receptor activity. Bases 352 to 804 code for a protein of 150 amino acids. The record is from RefSeq and is a predicted model, not a curated record.
CGGAACUACGGGGGUGGCAGAGUAGGCAACUGCCCCUCCUGCGAACCGUACCUGUAUUAAUACAUAAUUCCUUAUUAACGACCCCCCUCCCCUGAACAUAUAGUUAGAUGGUUAAAAUAUUUUCUGGCCCCCCUGCCAAGAGGGUCUAGUACCGCCUCCUAUGAUUGCUAUACAACACACCACACGCGCAUAAUAUUAUAAUAUAAGUAUUAAGUAAAGACGUAAAGUUAGAGCUGUAUUGUAUUUUAAAAUGCAACGUUCACAGGGUAUCUCGAACGGUUCUCUCUAAAAACACAUUGGUAUUUGUACGACGACUAUGACAGUUAUAAUCCGGUAAAAGGCUUCUUAGUAAUGUGGUUGAGCCUAACCGCGACGUUCCUGUGGAAUUUCACCGAUCUCUUCAUCAUGUUGGUCAGCUCAGCACUGGCGGCUCAAUUUAAGAAACUAACUAAAUCCAUGCACAGCGUAAGAGGUCAAAUGCUGACCAUGUCACAGUGGCAGGAAUACCGAGAGACGUACACGUCCUUAACUCACCUGGUCAAGAAAAUCGACGAUCACAUCAACGUCAUAGUGGCAUUGUCGAUAGGCAGCAACAUUUAUUUCAUUUGCGCUCAGCUCAUUACGGAAAUCGAUUCCAUCAAACACAGCUACUUCAGAACGCUGUUUUACAUGUACUCGUUCAUGUUUUUGGUGUUUCGGACCACAGCAGUCGUGAUGCAAGCUUCCGCCAUAAACGACGAAAGUAAAAAAAUUGUGCCAGAAAUUUUCAUGUGUCCGACGCAUAGUUAUAGCAUUGAAGUAUGACUUUGACACGCUCUUCAUUAUCAAUAUUUAAAUUAGUUAUCAACUGAACAACAUGUCCGAGGUUUAUAGAUUAUAGUCUAUAAGCCUUGCAACAUGCCUCGGUACAGGGGCGGCUCCAGGGGGGGGGGGGGCAAGG